ACUCGUGAACUGGACCCUCGGUAGGCGCGUCAGCAAGGUGCUUCCUGUGGGACACGAGCCACGUGCAGGGAGUAGCUUAUACUGCAAUCGUUGAACAAGGCGUGUACUACAACUACUCAUGAGUCUACUAAAAAGCAGAGUUGUCAACCCGUCGGGUCUGGCGCUGUGCGCGCACCGUUGUCAUCGGCCGCCAGUGGCCGGAGUUGGCAACCCGCUCUGUACCGGUGCAAUGCAUCGCGUGGGUGGUCUACCCUCCAGGCGGCAGCUGAGGAACACAGCCGCUGUGCACGGUGUGCACACUUUCCCCGGCGCGCACGCGGUGUGCACAGGAUACAGUGUAUCACGGGGUUCGGCAGGCGCAGUCGGACGCGUGUGGCUGCUACAUUGUAGAAGGCACGGCGUUCUGCGUGCUUUCCAUGACAAACGAACGUCAUGAAAAAGGAAACGACUAUCUUGUGUACUUUUACAGCACCCCUGCAUUUAUGUUCCAGGUGAUCCCUGUAGCAUACAUGUUCUUGACCAGCAAACAUGAAGAUACAUACCUCCAUGCACUGCUUCGCCUGCGCCAGCUCGGUCUGCACGGCAAGACGUUCCUCACUGACUUUGAGCCGGCGCUCAUGAACGCGACGCAGCGGGUGUUCGGUCGAUUGCACGGCUUCUCUCUGCAUGGGUGCCUCAUACACUUCGUGUUCCGGGUGCACGAAGCCGUAGGGACGCUGCACCUCACGGAAUUCUUCCGGGACACACCGUCAGCGCUCGUCAUGCUCCGGCGUAUGAGCGCCCUGCCGCGCCUUCCCGCAGCUCAGAUGGGGGAGGGGUUCACUGCAGUGUGGCAGCAGUUCCGGCACACAAACCCCGACCACUACCCCACAGUGUUCCCCUUCCUCAUGUACUUUCAUAACCAGUGGAUGGUGCGAGUGAAGCCCCGACGUCUUAGUGUGUACCAGUUGUACCACACUACCACGAACAAUGUUGAAACCAACCACCGGCACUUUCGCAGGUUCAUCACAACCCCCGUACCCAACGCGUGGGAUGUGACAGCUGCCAUCCAGCAAGUCCACCAGCAGGCGACACUCACCCUGGGUAGGUUUCAAGGAAACCUGCCAACAGGCCGGCUGAGAGGUCAGCCUCUCAUAAUGAGUGCAUCCAGGGUCCGGCGCGCCGAAAGGAGGCUGGCAGCCGGCGGAGGCGGUGCUGACGUCCUCCAGUUCCUUGACACCGUCAGCCACGCUAUGGAAAAUGUCAUCAGAGACUUGGAGCGGUGGGCCGUCCCUGCUGAGAGGGACCAAGUGCCUGCAGAUGGGGUUGGGCCACCACUGCCUGAGGAUGAGCCAAACGACCCCAAUGUUCCACCGCCACCACCUCAGCCUCCGGGUGACCAGGGGGUUGUUAUAGACGACGACCAGCAAAACUAG
Molecule: messenger RNA, 1415 nt
Organism: Frankliniella occidentalis (western flower thrips)
Lineage: Eukaryota; Metazoa; Arthropoda; Insecta; Thysanoptera; Thripidae
Exons: 3
Coding region: 417-1415 (332 amino acids)
Source: RefSeq, a predicted model, not a curated record